CUUCGAUUAGACAGUCAUAGAGACGAUAUCGCUAUCGACAAGGAUGGCCGAGGAGAUCACAAGAGCGAUGGCGGCAUCGACCGUACAGGGAUCUUCGUCGGCACCAGAUGGCGCUCAGCCAGUAUCGGCAGAGGCGACCGUCGCCGCACAGGGUGCUUCGGCGCAGAGGGUGACUCCCUGGGACGUGGAAGGUGCGACGGUCGACGGCGUCCAGGUGGCCAUCGACUACGACAAGCUUAUCCAAGAAUUUGGAACUCGGCACAUUGAUCCUGCGCUGUUGGAGCGCUUCGAAAAGGUGACCGGCUGGAGGCCGCACCCUCUGCUCCGGCGCGGCACCUUCUUCUCGCACCGGGAUCUCGACUACAUCCUGACUCGUUAUGAGCAGAAGAAGCCCUUCUACCUCUACACCGGCAGAGGACCGAGCUCGGACAGCAUGCAUCUUGGCCAUCUCGUACCUUUCCUUUUCACCAAGUGGCUGCAGGACGUGUUUGAUGUGCCGCUCGUCGUCCAACUGACCGACGAUGAGAAGUUCCUCUUCAAGCCUGCGCUCAAGCUCGAACAGGUGCACAAGUUCGCCUUUGAGAACGCGCGCGACAUCAUUGCAUGCGGCUUCAACCUCGAAAAGACAUUCAUCUUUUCCGACCUCGACUAUGUCGGCGGCGCCUUCUACCACAACAUUGUCCGCAUCGCACGCACCAUCACCACCUCGCAGUCCAAGGGCACCUUUGGCUUCAACGACAGCGACAACGUCGGCAAGCUCCACUUUGUCGCCGUCCAGGCCGCCCCCUCCUUUUCCAACUCCUUUCCCCAGAUCUUUGGCAGCCGGUCCGACGUGCCGUGCCUGAUCCCCUGCGCAAUCGACCAGGACCCGUACUUUCGCCAGACGAGAGACGUGGCCAACAAGCUCAAGUACCCCAAGCCGUCGCUGAUCCACGCCAAGUUCUUCCCGGCGCUCCAGGGCCCGCAGACGAAGAUGUCGGCGUCCAACGAGACGUCGAGCAUCUUUAUGAACGACACGGCCAAUACAAUUAAGAAAAAGAUCAACAAGUACGCAUUCAGCGGGGGUAAAGAGACGCUCGAGGAGCACAGACGGCUGGGCGGCGACCCAGACGUCGAUGUCGCCUACCAGUACCUCCUCUUCUUUGUCGAUGACGACGAGGAGAUGGACAAGCUCGCAAAGGCAUACAGGGCCGGCGAGGUGCUGAGCGGCGAAAUGAAGCAAAAGUGCAUCACGGUGCUCCAAAAGGUCGUCCAAGGCUUCCAAGAGCGCAAGGCAAAGGUCUCGGACGACGUCGUGCGCCAAUUCAUGGACAAGGACCGGAAAAUCGACCCGUCACCGCCCGAGCCAGGCUCGACGGCGAGCAAGCAGCACGAAGCAGCAGGCCGACAGACGACGGUGGACACCGUGUAGUAUGGAGCACUUAAAAUUCUCUAUCAUGUGCAAUUACAUUGUCUCAAUCAACGAAGCGAAGCAAGGAAACAGAGGAUCC
This is a messenger RNA of Acaromyces ingoldii, 1490 nucleotides long. Its product is annotated as putative tryptophan--tRNA ligase. Gene Ontology annotation, cellular component: cytoplasm. Gene Ontology annotation, biological process: tryptophanyl-tRNA aminoacylation. NCBI's taxonomy places the organism in Eukaryota, Fungi, Basidiomycota, Exobasidiomycetes, Exobasidiales, Cryptobasidiaceae. Gene Ontology annotation, molecular function: ATP binding; tryptophan-tRNA ligase activity. The transcript is spliced from 2 exons. The record is from RefSeq and is a predicted model, not a curated record. Bases 44 to 1411 code for a protein of 455 amino acids.